GGUAGGAAGAAGUGAAGAGAACCCCUCUGCUUGCAAAGUCUUUGUCUCCGGAUGAACAGCGAUGGGGGAAUGGACUAUUCUAGAGAGGCUACUGGAAGCUGCCGUGCAGCAGCACUCUACUAUGAUAGGGAGGAUCCUGCUGACCGUGGUGGUGAUCUUCAGGAUCCUCAUUGUGGCCAUUGUAGGGGAGACGGUGUACGAUGACGAGCAAACUAUGUUUGUCUGUAAUACGCUGCAGCCAGGCUGCAAUCAGGCUUGUUACGACCAGGCUUUCCCUAUUUCUCACAUAAGGUAUUGGGUGUUCCAGAUCAUCAUGGUGUGCACUCCCAGCCUGUGCUUCAUAACAUACUCUGUUCACCAGUCUGCUAAGCAGAGGGAACGGAGGUACUCCACUGUCUUCCUCACCUUGGAGAGAGACCAGGAUUCAAUGAAGCGUGACGACAGUAAGAAAAUCAAGAACACAAUUGUCAAUGGGGUGCUGCAGAACACUGAGAACUCCACCAAAGAGGCAGAACCAGACUGCUUAGAAGUGAAGGAAAUCCCCAAUCCUGCAAUCAGAACUACAAAAUCAAAGAUGAGGAGACAAGAAGGCAUUUCUCGAUUUUAUAUUAUCCAAGUGGUCUUUCGAAAUGCCCUAGAGAUUGGAUUCUUAGUGGGGCAAUAUUUUCUGUAUGGAUUCAAUGUCCCUUCCAUGUACGAAUGUGACAGAUACCCUUGCAUUAAAGAAGUAGAGUGCUAUGUCUCUAGACCCACUGAGAAGACUGUGUUCUUGGUGUUCAUGUUUGCUGUCAGUGGCAUUUGUGUAGUGCUCAAUUUGGCAGAACUGAACCACUUGGGCUGGAGAAAGAUCAAAAUGGCAGUGAGAGGAGUACAGGCAAAAAGGAAAUCCAUAUACGAAAUCAGAAAUAAGGACCUGCCAAGAAUGAGCAUGCCUAACUUUGGCAGGACUCAGUCAAGUGACUCAGCUUAUGUGUGAGGCUGUGACAGAACUGAAACUUGGUGCCAGGUGGAACAGACCCAGACACCACUAGAGAAAGGUACAUUGCUUAGGCAAGCAUUUUAUCAAACCACCAAGAAAGCCAUUAAGGUAUUGGAUCUGCACUUACUGAACUAGCUGCAAAAAUGCAGUGCUAUGUAAAAGACUGAGAAAAAAAAAACAACAGCUAUAAAACCAUGCUUGAUCUAGCCUUACAGCUACUAUUAUUACUAAUUUUCUUUCUAAUGAUUGGAUGUUAUCUGUUGGUGGAGCCGGCUUUUUGGUCAUCAUUAGGAUGAGUUUACAGUUUGGACUGUCUGACUAA
Numida meleagris (helmeted guineafowl) is the source of this 1301-nucleotide messenger RNA. It is a transcript of the gene GJD2, whose product is annotated as gap junction protein delta 2. Gene Ontology annotation, cellular component: connexin complex. NCBI's taxonomy places the organism in Eukaryota, Metazoa, Chordata, Aves, Galliformes, Numididae. The coding region runs from base 62 to 976 and encodes 304 amino acids. Gene Ontology annotation, biological process: cell communication. The record is from RefSeq and is a predicted model, not a curated record. The transcript has 2 exons.